GGGGCGGGGGUCUUAUUUAACCUUCCUGAAAGUUAGACAAUUUCUUCUAAAUUCAAGUUGAUAGAAAGAUCUACUUUCCUUUGUCUUUUGUUUUAUUUCUUCUUGUAGUUCCUGACUAUGUAUCUCAAACUGCAUGUAUAUACUAAUUAACUGGGGUUAUAACUCUCCAUUAGAGGAUCAGUGCAAUUUUGCAAAACAGUGUGAUUUUGACAUGUUAAUCUAAUUGUCUGUUGCUUACUGCUGUCAAAUAGCGGGCAUCCCCAACCUCAAAUGGUUUGGAGUUGAGGGGGAAUAUAAUAUUAUGGUUAUAGACCUUCUUGGACCAAGUCUGGAAGAUCUCUUCAACUAUUGUAAUAGGAAGUUCUCCUUGAAAACAGUAUUGAUGCUUGCAGAUCAAUUAAUUAAUAGAGUUGAAUACAUGCAUUCAAGAGGUUUUCUUCACCGUGAUAUAAAGCCUGACAACUUUUUGAUGGGCCUAGGGCGCAAAGCAAACCAAGUAUACGUCAUCGAUUUUGGUCUUGCCAAAAAAUAUAGGGAUCUCCAGACUCAUAAGCACAUACCUUAUAGGGAAAACAAGAAUCUCACAGGUACUGCUCGUUAUGCCAGUGUUAAUACUCAUCUUGGAGUUGAACAAAGCCGGAGAGAUGAUUUGGAAUCUCUUGGUUAUGUCCUUAUGUAUUUCCUGAGAGGAAGCCUCCCCUGGCAGGGACUGAGAGCUGGCACCAAAAAACAGAAGUAUGACAAGAUUAGUGAAAAGAAGAUGUUAACUCCUAUAGAGGUGCUGUGUAAAUCAUAUCCAUUGGAGUUCACAUCAUAUUUUCACUAUUGUCGAUCAUUAAGAUUUGAGGACAAGCCGGACUAUUCUUAUUUGAAGAGGCUUUUCCGAGACUUAUUUAUUCGUGAAGGUUACCAAUUUGACUAUGUGUUUGAUUGGACUAUAUUGAAGUAUCCUCAGGUUGGUGCCAGUUCAAGAACACGAAACUCCAGUGGAAAUGCAGGGGCUGGAACCUCUGGCGAAAGACCAGGAAGAACAUCAGUGGGACAUGACGUUCGAGACAGAUUCUCAGGCGCUGUCGAAACUUUUUCGAGAAAAAAUACUUCAGGGUCAGGUUGGCAUGGUGAACAUUCUAGACACAGGACAUCAGAUGUACCUUCAUCCAAGGAUGUGGUAUUUUUUUCCUUUACCUACAACAAAUUAAUCGUUCUUCUAUUUGUACUUGUAUGGUCAUGAGAGAGAGAUUUUGGUUGGCAAUGGGGAUUGGUUAAACGGGAAAAAAAAUCUGCUUCUGGUUCAGUAUCUGAAAAUAAGAAAAUCUUUUACAGGGUAUGAUAGAUGAUGCAUGUUUGGGUAAUACUUGCAUUUCAUUUUCCUGGUAGCUAUUUUUCUUUAGUCUAUCUCUCUUCCUCUUAUUGGCGUUUGUUGGGGAGUUGGGAGUUGAAGUGUGACUAAUUUGAUGUUUGGGUUCAUCUCUAAGAAAAUCUGAUAGCUAAGUAACCUGGUGCUGCUAUUUGAUUAUUUGUUAUGCAAUGUAUGGCAGACAGGUCCUUGUAUUGGCAAAUUG
Olea europaea var. sylvestris is the source of this 1562-nucleotide messenger RNA. Its product is annotated as casein kinase 1-like protein 10. Gene Ontology annotation, molecular function: protein serine/threonine kinase activity; ATP binding. Gene Ontology annotation, biological process: signal transduction; peptidyl-serine phosphorylation; endocytosis. The record is from RefSeq and is a predicted model, not a curated record. The coding region runs from base 302 to 1231 and encodes 309 amino acids. Lineage: Eukaryota; Viridiplantae; Streptophyta; Magnoliopsida; Lamiales; Oleaceae. Gene Ontology annotation, cellular component: nucleus; cytoplasm. The transcript has 10 exons.